AUGGGGAACAUUAGUCUGAGAGCAUCUGUGUGGAGCUCUGCUGGCGGGCCGCCUGAGUCACCGGUACCGGCCUGGGAACACCGUGUCGUGAGCCCAUUACCACAGAAUGAGCUGUGGUCAGUGCACUUACCUCAGGCGGUGUGUCGGUGCCUGUGCCGUGAAGCAGCCAUGAUCGGAACCAGCUCUCCCUCCCGUCCACCGCGAACACGUCCUUCUCCCGCUGCGGCCCCGGUCCUCACGAGGCCCCUGUCCGUAGAGCCCGCAGCUCAGUCCGUGAGAGAAGAAUCCAGCUGCUGCAGCUGCAGCAGCGACAUGAACGACAGAAGGAACCAGCCCAGAGCUAGCCCAGAGCUAGCCCAGAGCUAG
Molecule: messenger RNA, 366 nt
Organism: Knipowitschia caucasica
Lineage: Eukaryota; Metazoa; Chordata; Actinopteri; Gobiiformes; Gobiidae
Source: the annotation of a GenBank genome assembly